GCAGCAGCAACCAGAGGCAGCAGCACUGCCACCAAGAGCCUCCGCCGCCGCCUCCUCAGCCUUCCCGCUGCGACCCGCUCCUCCUCCUCCUCCUCCUCCUCCUCUCCUCCUCCUCCUCCCUUGGCGAUGCCGAACCAGAAGACUAACAAGGGCAAGAAGAACAAGCGCGCUAACAGCAGCGGGGACGAGCAGGAAAAUGGAGCCCUGGCCGCGACGGGAGCUGCGGGCGCCGGAGGAGUCCUGGCCGCCGUGGCUGCGGUCGGAGCAAGCGGGCCCGUGGCGGCUGCAGGAGGUGGAGGAAGCUCCGGGGCAGCAGCGGCGGCGACAGGCUCGGCUUCGGGCGACUCUAAAAACGAAGCACCUUGUGCUACACCACUGUUGUGUAGCUUUGGACGGCCCGUUGACCUAGAAAAAGAUGACUACCAGAAAGUUGUUUGCAACAACGAGCAUUGUCCCUACAGCACUUGGAUGCAUCUUCAGUGUUUUUACGAAUGGGAGAGCAGCAUUCUGGCUCAAUUUAAUUGCAUCGGAAGAGCAAGGAGUUGGAACGAGAAACAGUGUCGGCAAAAUAUGUGGACCAAGAAAGGAUAUGAUCUUGCCUUCCGUUUUUGUUCAUGUCGAUGUGGACAAGGCCAUUUAAAAAAAGACACAGAUUGGUACCAAGUAAAACGAAUGCAAGAUGAAAAGAAGAAAAAAUCAGGGUCUGAAAAAAGCAGUGGAAGAUCAACAUCUGAGUCUUCAGAAGAUCUUAAAAAGUGCAGGUCUGCUAACAAACCACAGAAAGGUUUAAACCAUGAUCUUCAACGACGGCAUUCAAUGGAUAGGCAGAACUCUCAAGAGAAAGGCACUGCUUGCGGUAGCUAUGCCGUCCGUUCUCCCUGUGGUUCUCCUGGACAGUCCCCCCCUGCAGGUUAUUCUGUUCUUGCCCCCACCCAUUUCAGUGGACCCCGCUCUUCACGAUAUUUAGGAGAAUUUUUGAAGAAUGCCAUCCAUUUAGAACCUCAUAGAAAGAAUAUGACCAAUAGUGGUAUGUUUAGAAAUGCUCACUUUGAUUAUGGGACAUCAGGAUUACAAGCACAUAGAUCAGGACAUUUUGAUGCUCCAGUACAAUUUUUGAGAAGGCUUGAUCUAUCUGAACUCCUUGCUCACAUACCUAGGCAUAAAUUGAACACUUUCCAUGUCCGUAUGGAGGAUGAUGCCCAAGUGGGUCAAGGAGAAGAUUUACGUAAAUUCAUUCUUGCAGCACUCAGUGCCAGUCAUCGAAAUGUUGUCAACUGUGCGUUAUGCCAUAGAGCAUUGCCUGUAUUUGAACAGUUUCCACUGGUGGAUGGAACUUUGUUUCUUAGUCCAUCAAGACAUGAUGAAAUUGAGUAUGAUGUUCCCUGUCACCUUCAAGGAAGGCUUAUGCACCUAUAUGCUGUUUGUGUAGACUGUUUAGAAGGGGUUCAUAAAAUUAUCUGCAUAAAGUGCAAAUCUCGGUGGGAUGGAAGCUGGCAUCAGCUGGGAACCAUGUAUACUUAUGACAUUCUAGCAGCUUCUCCUUGUUGUCAGGCUCGGCUGAACUGUAAACACUGUGGGAAACCUGUUAUAGAUGUACGUAUUGGGAUGCAGUAUUUCUCAGAAUACAGCAACGUUCAGCAGUGUCCACACUGUGGAAAUUUGGACUAUCAUUUUGUGAAGCCAUUUUCCUCAUUUAAAGUUCUGGAGGCUUAUUGACAAAAGUUUUGCCAUAGUAAUAGCUAUUUUAUGAAUAUUGUUCCAUUUAUUUUACAUAUCUUUUAUAAGAUCUGCUCUGUGAAGGGGAGGGGGGAUUUUUUUCUAAUUGAAAGGAAAGUGCAGCAGCUUUGCGUGAUUAUGUAAAUGUGUUCCUGUGUAGAUGUGUGUCAUUCAGACAGAGGUCCUCUUGCCAUGAUUUCAGUGAAGGCUGGAGAUGCAGCGCCAUCUUUUUUUUUCUCUCUCUCUCUAUCAUAUUAUCCUAGCUCUUUUCCAGAUAUGUUGGGAUCAUACUGCUCUGACAAAGAUGUUCCAUCACAUCUGGGAAGUUGUCUACAUUCACCCAGGUUGGAGAGGAAAUUCCAUUCUAUUUGUUCCCUUUAUUGUUAAAUGAAACAGUGACUUCAAGAUAUGGAGAAGUUUUUUGUAGGUUGGAGAGAUGAACAGAUUUUCAUAAACAUGUAGAAAAAAGAAAAUUGUAGGUCUGCCCAGAUGAAGAGUGAAAUCCAGCAUCAUGGGAGUAGAAUUCUGCUUAUAGAUAAGGAUCAGUGGUGGGAUUCAGCCGGUUCGCACUGGUUCAAGCGAACCGGUUGUUAAAUUAACCCCACUAUCAAAGUGUAUCCUGCGCACUGCACUGCAAUGGAAAAACAGGCAACAGAGCGGCCAGCACGAGGGAAGGAGAAGACCGCUUUCUCUCUUUCUUCUCCCUGCUCCUCCCCCUUCCCUCGUGCUGGCUGUUCCGUUGCCUGUUUCUCCAUUGCAGUGUAGUGCAGUGUCCUGGAUCCACUUUGAUAGUUCGUCCAGGGUCAGGUUGGCCGUUGCGGGAGGUUUAUCCUGCAUGUGCAGUGGAACUGAAGGACAGGGAUUGGCCAUGCCUCCCAUGACAGCCAACCUGACCCUGGGUGAACCGGUUGUUAAAUUAUUUGAAUCCCACCACUGCAUAAGGUGGUCCCUACAGUCUUCCGCUGUGUCCUGAAAAUCAGUUCUGAAGAGCGGGAGACUCAACAUAUUUUGAAGAUGUUGAGGGGAAUAGAAAGUGGUUCCAUCCUAAGCAGCACUCCAAUUACUACUGCCUUUUCCAAUGCACUCUAUAUUUCAAGGCCUAAGAUAACAUGGAAGAGGUGUCACAAAUUGUCAUAACCUCUCCAUUGCUUAAUGUUAAUCUACAGACUUCAAGUUUGUAUGCAGAUCCUAUCUGUACAUUUUAGAUGAACUAAGAAAGAAUGCUGGGUAGUUGUACAGCCAGCUUUUCAAAGACAUUUUCCUUGUGUGUGCCUCUGUCCAAUGAUUAUCUUCAUAUUUUGCUCCUUUGUUGAAUUUACAUCAUUCCUAGAAGCAAAAUCAGGACUUGAUAAUAUUAGUAGUGCUGGUUAAUACAGUUUGAGGCUCUGUUUGUUGAGAUAAACUUAACCAUUGACAAAUGAAUGUAAUACUAUGUCAGAAAAUGCACUGUUUAAAACUGUUUUAUUUUUGCAUAGUGUCUUCCUGGGAUAUAUAUUUGAUAAUCAUAGUUACUCUCACUGACAGAUCAUACUGUUUCCACUAACGCUGUAAUUCAAACAGUCAGGGAAAUUUCUACAAAAAACCCCAAGCUUGCAAUUUUAAUAAGUUGUGUUAUUUCAGCUUUUUUCAAGCAUUUUAAAGUCACCUUAGGGUGUUUGGUAGUACUGCAAAACUCAUUACAAAAUCUGUUAUCAAGAGAGGUAUCUGCAACUUAAGUUGCAGAUUUUUUCAUUGUGAUUAAUCCUUGUCUCUUGGUACAGUUAUAGUAAACUAUGUUCAAACUAAAUGAAGGAUGAUAGAUUAGUGUGCCUACCUGUGAAUUAAUUGUCCCUAUAGGUUGAAAUAUUUAAUGAUUUCUUUACAGUAUUUCAAAAGUGUUCUCUAAAACUGAACGGUGUUUAUAGAACAGUUUUUAUUAGCUGUUCACAUAUUUGGAAAAAUUUCUGCAGAAAUACUCCCAAGAUUAUGUAUGCAGAUAUGGGAUGUGUAUAAACAGGCAAGGAAUCAGUUAAAAGACUUUAGCAUAUUUCAGGUUCAUGCAAGGGUUGAUGAUUCAAAAGAGCUGCUAAAGAUCUUAGUAAUUAAUGGCUUAUACUUGUUGAAUAAUAGACCUCAAUAUUUUGAAUCUGCCUACUGUUUUGGAUACAUGUUAUCAUGUGCGGUGCAUUGUGGCCCAUAACUUGUGGAAUUCAUUUUAUGUUUUUUGAAUCCUAGCUUGAAUUAAGUCGUAUUCAAAUAGGCUAAACCCACUUUUUGGUACCUAUUUUGAAAUGGCACUUUUACUUAAUUUAAAAAAAACCUUUUAAUUUAUGAGAAAUUAAAAGUGAAAUAAUUGAAACCGAAGAAAUUUAAGAACAAAAAAAUUGUUUUGUGAUUAUUGUUCUUUUAUCAGUAUUGUAGUUACUUUAUCUGUAUAUGUGCAAAUUUUUUUUUUGUUAAAAGUGAAUGCUCAGUCUUUUGAAAUUUGGUAGUCUAAGUAUUUGGUUUUUUUCAGCACAAAUUGUUCAACAUUAGAAACAAAUGAUCUACUUGAAAAUGGAAUGUUUUAUUGAAUUAUAAUUAUAACAUUAUUUCCAAAGAUGAGCAGGUAAAUGUAAUUUCUGUAGAUCAGCACUAAGGAGAAAAUGAGCUGUCACAUCAGAAAUUUGUGAUAAGAUUUUGCAAUAUAAUUUUAUUUUAGGUUUUUAUGGAUAUUGCAUGUGAUAAUUUGGAGUCUAUUGCAAUGGUGUGAUGGUCAGUGUGGGCAGUACAAACCUUUUUCCUUUUCCAGAGUUGUGAAAAGUAGCAAUAGCAACAUUCAGUUAUAAUUUGGAUGACUGUUUCAGGCUACUUAGCUCAAAACAGCUCUGAGGGAAAAGGUAAGUUAGGUGAGGGGGAAGAUUAGCAGUUCUUCAACAUGAUGCAACCUCCAUUAAGUAGCCCUGAAAAAAAAUUAUACAGAGAAAUAAUUGCAAUUUUUAAGUGCAGUUUUCUCUGCUUUGUUUCCAGUGUUGGGUCUGUAACUCGCAGAUUUGGGAGUACUAGUUUUCAGACCAAAACUAGUGUUAUUUGGGGGAAGAUUGUUCUAGUGUGUGUAAGCUCUGUAGAGUUUUGGUGGAUCUAAUCACUCCAAAUUUUGUACUGGAUAAUAAACAUUGUGUAGCAACAAUAAUCUAUUAAAAGGAAAAUGCUGCAUUGGGAUCAUGGCAGGCAUGAAUGAAAAGACACACAUGCUUCAAAAGUAUAAUAAAAUGGAUAUCCAAUAAUAUGUGGUCUGAUGAACUAUGUUUUCUUUCAGCCCUGCAAGACUGUCAAACUGUUUUCGUAGCUUGCAUAUGAAUUUGAAAUAUUUGGAUUCUAAUUUCCAAAAACAUUUAUUGUUAACAUUAUUGUAAUUAUUCAAAAGAGGGGAACAGUAGUGAAGUAUUUUACUUUUCAACUCAAUUGGAUUUUUCUAUUGAGGCCUUUCUGAUACUGUUUAUUUUGUAAUUUGCAUGCCGUGUACAAUUUAACAUUUGGUUUGGAUUAUAAAUCAUGCUGCUCUUUCCCGUCACCAUGUAAAGAAAUGAACAUUGGCAGUUGUAUAUAUGUCACUGCCUGAGGCAUAGAGUUCCUUCCUAAUUGAUAUAUUUGAUUGACAUUAAAUUAUACAGGAAUGAUAGAGGCCGUGAACUCAUAUUUAUGUGCAUGCAUUACCCACAACUUGCAUGCAUAGAACACAAUGUUAAAUAUGUCAGGCAUUACUCGGUAACAAGUUUCAUAGGGGCUAUCACUACUCCUCUCUACUUUACUCAGUGUGGAUUGCCCAGGAAAUCUCAUAUCCAUAGCCAUGCGGUUUUUUAGGUUAACAGGUAACAGAGAGAGAGGGGGAGGGAGGGAGGGACAGAGAUGAUUUCUUGUGCACACCCCCUACAGAUAUUUAGCAUCCUUCAGUAUUGAAAAAAAUUGUUCCUAGGGGGCUUCAUGUAUUCAUUGAAGCUGGCAGUAUGAAAAUUGGGUUCUAUGGGAUGUGUUGGUUAUAUUUUAGCAUCUGCUCCAAUUAUGUCUCCACAAGUCCAUGUUGUGUGUAUGGCCAUUUAAAAAAGGCAUUUGUAGAAUUGCAAUUAAUCUUAAAUGAUACAGGAUCAAGAGAUUGAGAAAGUAGGAACUAAAUUGAAUUGCACAAAAAAGGGCAUUCACUUUCAUUAGUGAAAAUCAUUUCUGAGCUGUUUACAUGCUAAUAUAAACCUUACAAAUAAAUGCAUUUUUUUUAAAUUAAAGAAAACAUAUCAGAAAUUCCUUAAAACCAACUUGAUAUAGCUUGAUAUCUAUAGUGUAUAAACUAUCUAUUGUUGGCCACCAUCAUCAAUACCUCUCCAAAAUAAUGGUUCUUGAUAUAUAUGAAUUUGAAUUAAUUUGACUUUCUUGAUGAUUGCAUAUAAUAAAAUACCACAUAAAUUAGGGCUGUACAAACCUUUGAAAGAGGACCUUCACAGUGUGCUAGGCAGUGAACAGGAUAGCUUUCUUUGAAAUGUUAAAGCAACUGCAUCUUUUUUCUAAAUUCCCACAGUUGUUUUAGAAACUGCCACUUAUAGUCUCCAUGUGCAUUUUCAUAUAUAGCCAUUUCACUUUGCUGAGGUGUGCAAUAGAGAUGUAUCCUGUAUUGCAUCUGGCAGAAAUUUCUUUCCAAAGCUGCCACCACCAUAACGUCUGUUUUAUACCUGAUAAUUGUUUUUAUUCUUAAACAUUGGAAGACCAUGUUAAAUUCUUUUGCUGUGUCUACAUGAUCUUCUCCAAACUUGAUUCACCAUGGUAUUUGUAUUUGAUAACACGAUACUAGCAUUGUGGCAGAAAAUUGUUCCAUGUGGGUAACCACACCUCCACAUACAAAUAACAAAAUGAAGAUAUUAAAUGUUAAUCCUGCAUUUUCCUGCCCUUCGUGAAGAAAAAGGAAAACGUGUUCCUAAAAAAACAUCAGAAUAGUGUUACAAUUCAGCUUGAAAGAAUCUUUGAUCACACAUACAUUUUAAACUCCAUUUAAAAGCAUUAAGUGCACCUGAGACUAUAUGACUGAUGCUUUUUUGAUCAUUAUAAACCAGUAAAUUACUGAAAACCAGAUUUGAGGCAACAGGUGAUUCUGUCAGUGUGCUCUUUUGAUAGGAAGACGUAGCAAAUUUAAUUUUCUUCUGAUUUAAUUGUACGAGGUAUGCAAGGGCAAAUUGUUGUGAGGUAUCCAGCUUGCCCUGUUUGCGUUUGUCAGUAAAAGCCUUUUUUCCUUAAAAGGAAAAAAAAAGUUUUGGAUUGCACUUUUGCAGGGGAAAAAUAUGUACAUAGCAAAUGAAUGUUGAUAAACUUUAAAACAAUUGUUUAUGAUGCCAUUUUUGUGGUGUUAAGUUUUGGGGUUGUGAUUUAUCUGUAUUAAAAUAAUAAAUUGUGGUGGAUUAUG
Messenger RNA from Pantherophis guttatus, 7120 nucleotides. It is a transcript of the gene HECA, whose product is annotated as HECA ribonucleoprotein granule regulator. Lineage: Eukaryota; Metazoa; Chordata; Lepidosauria; Squamata; Colubridae. The record is from RefSeq and is a predicted model, not a curated record.